Pistacia vera is the source of this 2154-nucleotide messenger RNA. RefSeq lists its product as uncharacterized. Gene Ontology annotation, cellular component: membrane. Gene Ontology annotation, molecular function: transmembrane transporter activity. The coding region runs from base 170 to 1981 and encodes 603 amino acids. Gene Ontology annotation, biological process: transmembrane transport. The record is from RefSeq and is a predicted model, not a curated record. NCBI's taxonomy places the organism in Eukaryota, Viridiplantae, Streptophyta, Magnoliopsida, Sapindales, Anacardiaceae. The transcript has a single exon.
UUUCUCACUUCUCUCUCCCUCUCCCUCUCUCUCUCUUUUAACAUACUCAGAAGCAUACACAUUUUAUGACUAUAAAUACCCUUCAACUUCUACACUACUCUCCAACAAUCUAAACGCCGCUCUUCUUACACACUCACCAAAUUAAACACAUCCCAAAAAACCACCCAAAAUGGUGGUCGCCUCACCCGGUACCGCCCAUAAUUUGGCCAACAUGAGGGGCUUUGCUAUCCAAGUCAUCACCGGCCGGUGGUUCAUGAUCUUCGCUUCAUUGCUCAUCAUGGCCGCCGCUGGUGCAACUUACAUGUUUUCCCUCUAUUCAAACGACAUCAAAUCAGCUCUCGGCUACGACCAAACCACUCUCAAUCUCCUCAGUUUCUUCAAAGAUUUAGGCGCCAACGUCGGCGUUCUCUCCGGUCUCAUCAACGAGGUCACUCCCCCGUGGGUGGUUCUCCUCAUCGGCGCGAUAAUGAAUCUUUUCGGGUACACCAUGAUUUGGCUCGCCGUGGCGAAAAAAAUGGCCAAGCCUCAGGUUUGGCUGAUGUGUCUAUAUAUUUGCAUUGGUGCCAAUUCUCAGUCUUUCGCGAACACUGGUGCGCUCGUUACUUGUGUGAAGAAUUUUCCUGAGAGUCGCGGCGUUGUGUUGGGGAUUUUGAAAGGUUAUGUUGGUCUCAGUGGCGCCAUAAUCACUCAGCUGUAUCAUGCCUUCUAUGGGGAUGAUACUAAAUCUUUGAUUUUGCUUAUCGGUUGGCUUCCUGCUGCCAUUUCUUUUAUUUUUCUCAGGACUAUUCGGGUAAUGGAGGUCGUGCGCCAUCCGAAUGAGCUGAAAGUGUUUUACAAUUUUCUCUUUAUUUCUUUAGGCCUUGCCGGGUUUUUAAUGUUCAUAAUUAUAAUAGAGAAACAGUUCACUUUCACUCAAGGGGAGUAUGGCGGAAGUGGCGCCAUGGUUCUUUUCUUGCUCUUUUUGCCAAUUCUUGUUGUUUUCAUAGAAGAAUUCAAGCGACGGAAGAUGAAACAAAUCAUCAUGAAUGAUCCUUCUCCGAUCAACGUAGUCUCUAAUGAGAAACCGAGUGAAAAGACGGCCUCAUCAACACCACCGCAGCCGCAACUGCCACCAUCAACGAACACCGAAAAAAGUUCAAUGGAACCUGCAGUAUCACUGCCACCACCAGAGAAACAACGUUCAUGUUGGACAACUUGUUUCCAGCCACCAGACAGGGGUGACGACUACACAAUUCUGCAAGCACUCUUUAGUAUCGACAUGCUGAUUCUCUUUGUCACUACAAUCUGCGGCGUCGGUGGAACCUUAACGGCAAUCGACAAUCUGGGUCAGAUCGGAACUUCACUGGGAUACCCCAAAAGAAGCAUAAGCACAUUCGUUUCACUAGUCAGUAUCUGGAACUAUCUCGGCCGAGUUUUUUCCGGUUUUGUCUCCGAAAUCUUUCUAGUCAAAUACAAAUUUCCUCGCCCUCUCAUGCUCACAAUCAUCCUCUUAUUAUCCUGCGUUGGCCAUCUUCUCAUAGCCUUCAAUGUCCCCAGUGGAUUAUACGUAGCAUCAAUCAUUAUCGGCUUCUGUUUCGGCGCUCAAUGGCCAUUAGUUUUCGCGAUAAUUUCCGAAAUUUUCGGCCUAAAAUAUUACUCAACCUUGUACAAUUUCGGGGGAUCCGCCAGCCCCGUCGGCUCAUAUCUGCUCAACGUGAGGGUGGCCGGAUAUUUAUAUGACCGAGAAGCCGAGAAGCAAAUGGUGGCUUCGGGGCUCACCAGGAAGGCCGGUGAAGAUCUGAGUUGUGUCGGAGUUGAGUGCUUCAAGUUGUCUUUUAUUAUAAUUACGGCGGCAACUUUGUUUGGUUGCUUAAUUUCUCUGAUUUUGGUGAUGAGGACGAAGAAAUUUUACAAAAGUGACAUCUAUAAGAAGUUCAGAGAAGCUGCCAAAACUGCAGAAAUGGAAAUGGCGAUGGAUAACCAAAACGGAGUUCGAUCAUAGGAGACAAAUUGCAAAGAUUAUAAUAGAUAGUUUGACUAUAGAAGCAUUGAAAUGUAAUCCACAAUUCCACAUUCAUGUUACUGUUUGGAUUUUAUCUGUAUAUUUUAUCUCUUGGGCUCUCGAUGUUCGUACCUUGAAGUGAGAUAAUAUGACAUAAUCGCAUUUUUUUCUUA